AUGGAGGAACAGGGCUGCUCUUUCAAACAAGAGACAAGAGCAGUUUCUGCAGUUGCUCUGCAGGAUCAUAUAAUGCACAAUCAUCAGCUGCAGGAUGUUUUAACAUAUUCUUCUAAGUCAAGGACAAGGAAUACCAAGAACUUUUACAAAUCCCAUGAAUAAAAGAAAUAAUCAGGAAAAAUAGUAGAUAGUAGACUAAGAGAAAAAGCAAAAAGCAAAGAAGAUGCAAAAAAGGAGAAUCUUCCUGACCCCAGUGCUCCACAGCUGACAUUAGAUCAGAAAUCAGGAGUAGUUGAGCACCCUACCUUGUCAUUUCCUGCUGAAGAAUGGGUAAAAGAGAGGUCCACAGAGCAUGGAAAAUCCAUACAGUGUUGUCCAAUAUUCAGGAAGCAAUUUCCAAUUGGUACAGGAUGCCUGAAAACCUUUGAAAAAUUUACAGGUAAAAAUUGUCCUAUGUAUAGAAAAGAGCAGUAUCAGACCGGAGUAAUACAUGAUGGGAAUUGUGUCUUAGAGAAUUUAAGCUUCCUGAAGGGAUAUACGGUUAGAAAAAAGUCUAAAGACUUAAGGGAAGCAGUGCCUCCUAAGGACAGAAAAUUAAGAAAGCAACUAUUUGAUAAAACGUUUUGCUGUAUUUGCUUCCUUGGUCUUUUUCCUUGGGGUGAUUCAGCUUCCUUAAACCAGAACUCCUGA
Messenger RNA from Pyrgilauda ruficollis (rufous-necked snowfinch), 690 nucleotides. It is a transcript of the gene RNF32, whose product is annotated as ring finger protein 32. The record is from RefSeq and is a predicted model, not a curated record. Lineage: Eukaryota; Metazoa; Chordata; Aves; Passeriformes; Passeridae.